CAUCUGAACAGACUGCCACUUUGAGAAUGGAGAUGACCAUGUGUUUUCCUCUGUUGCUGCUGAUCUGCUCUCUCUCUACGGCUCAGCUUCAGUCUGACAAUAAAAUUGUUCCACAUCAUGCUGAAUCCCAGGGAGGAGAACCAACAAAUGUGUCUGAGCACCAACAGACCUGUCCUCAAGACAUCCAUGCUGUGCUGAGAGAGAUGAGCGCCUCUUUGGCUGAACAGAGGGUGGAGACGAGGCACCUUCAGAGAGAGAAUGAAGCACAGGCAGCUCAGCUGAGAGAACUGGAGUUACAGAAGACUGAGAUGGACAUGUUGAAGCUACAGCAACAAGCACAAACCGCUAAGCUAGAGAAGCAGAAGACUGAACUGGAGAAGCAGAAGACUGAACUGGAGAAGCAGAAGACUGAACUGGAGAAGCAGAAGACUGAGGGGGACAAUUUAAAGCAACAACUUCAAGUACAAGCAGCAGAGCUGAUCACUGUGAAAGCCAGGUCAAAUGUCACAGAAAACCAGGUGGAGGCUCUGAAGAGAGACGGAGAAGUCAAACAGGUGGCUUUCUCAGCCUCUCUGUGGGCUUCAGGCACAGAAACAAUCGGACCAUUUAACACUGAAUCUAAUCUGGUCUUCAGAUACGUCAUCUCAAACAUUGGGAAUGCCUACAACCCAAACACAGGUUUUUUCAUUGCACCGGUGAGAGGAGCCUACCACUUUGAGUUCUACGUAUACGGUCACGGUGAUCCGUCACAUAAUUCAGGUGCUGUGUUGUUCAAGAAUGGAGAGAGAGUUUGUAUUGCAUCUGAACAUCAGACUUCAGGUGCGUUAACAUCUUCUAAUGGUGCCACGCUGCUUCUAGAGGUCGGAGAUGUUGUGUUUUUGCGUUUGUGGGCAAACUCCAAGAUAUUUGACAAUGGAAAUCAUCAUAGCACCUUUAGUGGUCAUCUACUUUUCACCAUGUGAAAAAAGAAACCGUUUUUGUUGUGUGUCAGUACUUGUUGAAAAAGGUGUAAUUUGUUUUUCCUUAAUAUGAACACUGUACAAUACACUUUUUAAUCAAAAAUAUGUGUGCAUUUUUUGUUCAGUUUUGUUGAGGGAUUUGCAUGAAAUACACAGUGAUAAACAGAAACAGAAAACUCGUACCAGAUUUUGAACAUAAAAUAAAGGAAGUGCAAUAAUU
Molecule: messenger RNA, 1179 nt
Organism: Trematomus bernacchii (emerald rockcod)
Lineage: Eukaryota; Metazoa; Chordata; Actinopteri; Perciformes; Nototheniidae
Product: complement C1q-like protein 2
Exons: 6
Coding region: 27-962 (311 amino acids)
Molecular function (GO): protein binding
Source: RefSeq, a predicted model, not a curated record